UGACUACCAAUUUUGUUUUUAUGCAUUUUCUUUCUUUCUCAAACUUAGAUAUUUUUACAAGUACAUGAGAUGCUAGAUAAACGUCUUAGAUGCUAGUGUAUAAAAGCACAGCUACAUCGUGACAAAAUUUCAGUUCCUAACCUCUGCUUGUGGAAACAAAAAGAAACAUUUGUGCUUGCCUUUUUAGCACAAACAUAUUUUUAGUGUAUAAACCGGACCCUUUUCUCACCAAUACAAUAUUCUUCUUAAGACAUUUCAAGGUUACAUAUUUUUAGCGCACAACCUUUUCAUAUAUGUAGAAUAAAAUAGGUGGCCUUGUUCACUUUCUCAUUCUUCGGCCACUAGACUGCAUCACUGUUCUCUAGCACGUCAGCAAAUUUGCAGCCGUGCAGUGAACCAACCAAUGGAAACGAGAGCUGGUUUGCUUUGACAUCUGAGACCCCACGCGGAAGCUUAGCUAGACAUCCAUCCAACUAUAAUAAACUAGUAGUAUCUCCUCUUGGUCCUUGCGUGAUAGAUUGGUUUAUGCCCCCCACCGCUUCUCUGUGACCACAAACAACUUCCUUUCCGCCAACCGCCAUUGCAAGUUGCUAUAAUUGGCUGUACUUACACGUGCUUCUGGUCUGGUCAUCAUCUACCUUAACAAGGCAAAAGGGGACGAGGAGGAGGAUUGGGGUGAGGAGACGGAGGAGGGGCUCACGGGGCAAGGAGGAGGAGGAGGGGCUGAUCCGUCAGGCAUGGGCAUCGCCGGCCUCCCUUCUGACAUCCUCGUGGAGGUGACUGCCAGAAUCGCCGGGGAGUCGACGACGCCCCUGGACGACAUCGUCAGCCUCAGGCGAUCAUGCAAGGUGUUCCGCGACGUGACGGCGGCCAGGGAGGUGGGCCGGUGCAUGGCGGUGGACAAGGAGUGGCGUCUGCACUGGUGGGACAAGGAGAGGUUCCUCUCGGUGCUCGGGGAGUGCGCGGCCACCGGCAACCCCGAAGCGUCCUACAUCCUCGGCCUGGAGGAAAUCUGCAACCGGAGGGGAAAGGAGAGCGGGCUCCGGCACCUCCACCGCGCCAUGAAGCACGGCCAUGCCGUCGCGGCCUACACCAUCGGCAUGAUUAUGCUGCGCGACGCCUACAAUCCCGAAGGUAUCGAGGAGGCAAUGGGAUAUCUGGAGGGAUGCUCUGCAGCAAGAACAAAGAGCAACAUCAAGAUUGCCUCCGUACGCAGAGAGGCCGCUUCGGUCAUGAGAAGGCUGACGAUGCGCCGCUGGAGGACGGCCGAGCCUGCCGCGCCCUGCGCCGACCCGCGGUGCGGGGAGAUGGAGACGGCGGAGGCCUGGGACGAGGACGACGAACAGAGGAGGUUCUGCAGCCGGCUGUGCAAAUGGAAACAUGAAUACCGCAAAUUUGUGCAGUGGAUUUAACGAUUUGAUUCAUUAGUAGGCUGUCGGCCACUCUGCCGGCAGUAAAAGUUGUGAGACACAAUUUCAGAUUUAUCACUUUAUGCUUCUCCAAUUCUAGAUCUGCCAUCCCAAUUUUUCUCCUUCCUAAUGGAAAGCUCGCUUAGCACUUUGCCA
Messenger RNA from Triticum aestivum (bread wheat), 1565 nucleotides. RefSeq lists its product as uncharacterized. The transcript has 3 exons. NCBI's taxonomy places the organism in Eukaryota, Viridiplantae, Streptophyta, Magnoliopsida, Poales, Poaceae. The coding region runs from base 738 to 1412 and encodes 224 amino acids. Gene Ontology annotation, molecular function: protein binding. The record is from RefSeq and is a predicted model, not a curated record.